Molecule: messenger RNA, 1745 nt
Organism: Ectocarpus sp. CCAP 1310/34
Lineage: Eukaryota; Phaeophyceae; Ectocarpales; Ectocarpaceae
Source: the annotation of a GenBank genome assembly
UGUCACCCACAUAUGCAUGCAACGUUGCUGCUCGGAGCACUCGCUGCCUUCUCUCUCUGCACCGCUGCUGUUGAGCCCUCGGUAGUCCGGCGUGUCGCGUUUGCCACCUCGUCACCGCCGGGCUCCCGUUCGACAAGGAUGCCCCCAAAAACGAAGAAGCGAUCAUCGGUAGCAGCAGGGCUGGCGCCUUCUGCUGCUGACAUGAAGGCUGGACACAGCCGCAGCUGCAGCUGCAGAGCAACAAAUCAAGGACGGCGAUUGAAAGCUGGAGGGGGGAGUGCUGGCGCCGAAGCUGGCAGAUCAACCCUUGUGUCGUGUGGGGACGAGCUGGUGCGAAUAUCGCGCCGCCUUCAUGACAAUCUCAAAGACCGGAAGUGGAAGGGCACCAGCAAGCAGCCGGUGUCAUGCUCGUACAACGUCCUCGAGUACGCCUCAGAGACAAACGAGGCCUACACGCAGCGGUACGGCGGGGGGCGGCCGCUCGGAAGGGCGUUCGUUGUGGGCAUGAACCCGGGGCCAUGGGGUAUGGUGCAAACGGGAGUCCCCUUCGGCGAAGUCGGGUUUGUUCGGGACUGGCUGAAGGUGCGAGGGGCAAUCGGUCGGCCGAGCAAGGAACACGCCAAACGACCGGUGCGCGGCUUCGACUGCCAGCGCAGCGAGGUCAGCGGGACCCGUCUGUGGGGCUUUUUCGAACGGAGAUUCGGAACGGCGGAUGCGUGGGGAGACAACAUGUUCGUGUACAACUUCUGCCCUCUGACUUUCAUGAGCUCUUCGGGAGGCAACAUCACUCCGGACAAGCUGACGCCCGCAGAGCGAGAAGUCAUCGACGAGGCUUGCGGUGACGCCCUUGCGGAGAUGGUGUCGGCGCUGAAGCCAUCCGUGGUCGUCGCCGUCGGAAACUUCGCUGGGUCCAAGUGUCAUGAGGCGGUGAAGGCGUCCGGGCUCAACGCCGCAGGAAAGGGCGACGUUGAGGUUGUCGUGGUGAACCACCCGAGCCCCGCCAGCCCCACGGGGGUGAAGUGGGAAAAGGCGACGUGCUUGAACGAGCUCGUCCUCAACAGCAGCAAGAGCAAGGAGAUAGACAGGUUCCUCCAGUAGGGGGGGGGGGGCGAGUGAACGUAAAGAUGUGAUUGAAAUCCUCGUUGCUAUACAAUAUCUGGACAACAAGUGUGCCACAAGAGAGAUGCAGAAUUGGUGUCGGGCUUUCAUGUGUUGGCUUGGUGCGCACGUUCUCGUGGCACAAACUCUCUCUACACAAAGUAUGGUGGUGUAGUCUCUGGUGGCCGCACAAAGGUCCACCGGACGACAUAAGCGCGACUCGAUUCCCGUAUGCGUGGUGUGCGCGUGGCUCGCCCAUCAUGUAUGCAGUAGAAAUUUGAAGUGUUUAACGAGUUAAGGAAAACAGAACCCCGUGAUGUACGAUUCAUGCUGGGCGAAAGAGAGAGGUGUCGGCAGGUGACGUGUGCUAUGGAAGCUUCGUAGAUCGGAAUAUCCCACGUGGUAUUCCCGUAUUGGUAACGUGACUUUCCUCAGGCAACCGUACUGGUUAGAGAUUCUCGGUUGCGCUACAAGUUCUUUUGUUUUUUGGCGAGGUCGUUGUGAUGAUUCGGGACGAGCGGUACUUCGCGACGACGGUUUUGUCAGCAAGAAAGCGGUAUAAGCAAAGACGGAAAAUAAUUUUUGCCUAGUCUAUUCAAUCUGACGGGUGACAUAGAGAGCACAAACGAGAUAACCAUUUGGAUUCC